AAGUCCUCAGUCAAAAACCCAACCGGCUGAUAUUAUGAAAGAAAGACAGCCUCUCGAGAAGGGGAGGUUGGGCAGCCGAAAAAAAAAAGAAGGGGGAAAACGGAGUCGUCUCCUCCUCUCAGCCUCCCUUCAUCCCCCGUUUUUCCAUCUCAUCACCAUCUUUGCUGACCAUCAUCAUCAUCGUCACCAUCACCAUCAUCGUCACCAAAAAGCCAUUGAAGAGGGAAGGGGUUCUGGCCACCGAACGGCCACAGAAGCCUGGCUAGAAGGGAGGAACCGAAAAGAAUCAGGGGAAGAAAACAGAUCUAGAUUCUGGCCGGUGGCGGUUUUUCUUUUGGGAGAGCACGGGUGCUGGUUUGUGGUGUAAGGACGGAGUAACACUGAAGGAUCGAACGGUCGGGGAUGAACGGAUUCUUGUCUGGAGGCGAAUUUGGUGGCCGGUCAACAGGGAGAGGAACGGUGGCUUGAAGGUUCAGAAAACGGUCCUUGCUUUAGGUAACUCUCUAGAACAGAGGGGUUUUCGGAGAGGAUGGUGAAAGAGAUGGACGGAACAGGUUCCGUGGGAGGGAUCCCUCCCUCCUGAUCCCGAUCUGCUCUUCUCCAGAAAACUCCGCCUUGGGUGUUCUUCGUUUUUGAAGUUUUUGUAUUGUUCUGAUGGCUGUCAUUUAAAUUUGUAUGAAGUUGUUAAAAGAGCAAUGAUAUUCAAUGAUCAGUUGUCUUCUUACCCGCAUUUAGUGGUUGGAUGCUGGAAUCUUGAGUUUGAACCGUGCUGUUUUGUUAAAUUCGUUUUUUUCAGAAUUAAACCCUAAUUUUCCUU
Molecule: messenger RNA, 817 nt
Organism: Rubroshorea leprosula
Lineage: Eukaryota; Viridiplantae; Streptophyta; Magnoliopsida; Malvales; Dipterocarpaceae
Source: the annotation of a GenBank genome assembly